GUCAUGGAUCUGCUGAGUAUAACAAAGUGUGCAGACACCAUCAUGGGAUCGGCCAUGAAGCGCGGCAUCAGUGGUGGAGAGAAGAAGCGUGUUAACAUUGGUUGUGAGCUGCUCACAGACCCAAGUGUAAUUCUACUGGACGAGCCUACGAGUGGGUUGGACAGCAGCACGGCGUAUAGUCUGAUGAAAACGAUGAAAGAGAUCGCCCGCUUGGAUAAUAAGACAG
Messenger RNA from Sphaeroforma arctica JP610, 226 nucleotides. RefSeq lists its product as hypothetical. The transcript has a single exon. The annotation marks the transcript as partial. Gene Ontology annotation, molecular function: ATP hydrolysis activity; ATP binding. Lineage: Eukaryota; Ichthyosporea; Ichthyophonida. Gene Ontology annotation, cellular component: plasma membrane. The record is from RefSeq and is a predicted model, not a curated record.